CAUUUCCUAAGACUAUGUUUAUUAUUUUCCAUACAUACCUAAUCAAUAAUCGUUGUGUGUUUUUCAAAUGAUAAAUUGCAAAACAUAAAAAUGAGGGUGUUUUUAGCAGAAGAUAAUCUUUGUGCGCAAAAUUUAUUAAAGAUAGUUUCUCAUGGAAAUGCUAUAUUAGCUGAAAUAUUAAGACUGAAAGAUCACAUUCCCUACAUGUAUUUAUUUGAGAAUAAGGAGAUACAACAGCGAUAUCAGGAUGUAAUCAUGGACUUUAGCUACUUUAAAAUAUCAGACAUUCAGGAAAAGAAAAUUUCUUCUAAUCUGAAACUACAAGAUUUGGAUGAUGACUUAAAAGAAAAAUAUCUGGAGCUGAUAACACGUUUCUAUUUACUUUUUGAAAAUAUUUAUCAAUUUAUUGUUGAUUUAAAUUCAUUUGUUGAGCAAUUGCAUGAUGGUGCUUUCAUUCAACAAACUAUGGAUACUGUCCUAAGAGAUAUAGAAGGAAAACAAUUGCUUUGUGAAUCUCUGUACUUAUAUGGUGCAAUGCUACUAUUAUGUGACUUAUAUAUCCCGGGUGCAGCUAGGGAGAGACUAUUGGUUGCAUUUUACCGAUACAGCACAAAUCAGUCUCAAUCCAACGUUGAUGAUGUCUGUAAGUUACUAAGGGACACUGGUUAUGACCAAGUGCAUGGAAAACGACCAUCUGAUUAUCCUGUUGAAUAUUUCAGUCGUGUGCCUGUCCACCCUGACUUUAUUGAGAAAGUAGUUGGCAAAUUGCGAUCAGAAGACAUUUAUAAUCAGUUGUCAGUCUACACUAUACCUGAACAUCAAGCUUCUGCUUUGGCUGCACAAGCUAGCAUGUUAGUGGUGUGUCUAUUUUUUGCACCACAUUAUUUGCAUGGUGAUAUGACUAAGAUGCGGGAAAUUGUAGAUAAAUUUUUUCCUUGCAAUUGGGUUAUACCCAUAUACAUGGGAGUAACUCUGAGUGUGUUUGAUUACUGGGAAAAUUUUAAAGCUGCCAAAACGUGUAUGAAUAAUACAUGUAAUACUAAAAUGGUUAAAGAAAUAUUUUCGAAAAGAGGAAGUUCUGUAUCAUUAUUAAUUACUAAAAUUCAUCAGCUACUUAAGGAGGGAACAUUGACUGAUGACUUUGUACUAGAUAAUGUGAAUAAAAUACUCAAUGUAAUCUUGAAUGCAAACCAUGUAUUAAGAUGGCUUUUGUUACAUAACACUGAUGUGAUAUUUUUUGAUAACAAUAAAAAAAGUAAACAAAUGAAGGAUUUGGUUAUAAAAGAAUCUGUCUAUGAUCCUCUGCAAUUGUUAGAGUUACUAAUUAGUACUGCUGAGUUAGAGCUGAAAGUCAGAGAGUUUUUAAAAAAGUUGUUGGAUAGUAGAAGUGAAAGUUGGAAUACAAAUAAAAAUCUUGCACUCGAGUCUUUAAACAACUUAUCUGAAUUGUUCACUGGCAGUAAGUCAUUCACAAAAGUUGCUGAAAAUGAACAAUUGAAGGUCUGGUUUGCAAACAUUGCUAAGCAGGUAUUGUCACUCAGUGAACAAAUUACCCCAAAGUCAGUAAAAAAAGUUACAAGACUUAUACAAGUAUUAGAUGAUGUUGAAGAAUUUCAUGGCAUAAAGAGUACUUCUACAGUUGUCCAAUUACUGACUGAAACUAAAGAAGCUUUAAAAAAUGUCCUCAGAACAGCUUCAUUAAAAGAUGAUUCUUUGGUGACAUUAGAAACUGUUGCAGACUUCAGUUAUGCUUGGUGCACCAUUGAUCUGUAUACUAAUUACAUGCAAGGCCGUAUUAAAGAGAACCCAGCUGUCACGAGCAGAUUGAGAGCAUUAUUUCUUAAAUUAGCAAGUGCAAUGGAAAUUCCUCUUCUACGAAUAAACCAAGCAGAAAGUGAAGAUUUAGUUUCAGUCUCGCAAUAUUAUAGCAAUGAACUCAUUAAGUACAUUCAAAAGGUGUUACAAAUAAUUCCAGAGAUGGUAUUUAGUAUAGUUGAGAAAAUAAUUGAAUUACAAACAUGGUCUAUUAUAGAACUGCCAACACGUAUUGAUAAGGAGAAGUUAAGAGAUUAUGCACAACUCGAUCACAGAAUGGAAGUUGCUAGACUUACGCAUUCCGCAUCAACAUUUACGACAGGUAUUUUAGAUAUGAGAUCUACAUUAGUUGGUGUUAUAAGAGUUGACCCAGCAGAGCUUUUGGAAGAAGGCUUACUAAAAGAAUUAGACAAACAUGUAAGCAAAAAGUUUGUUGAAUUCCUUGAACCUCAAGUGAAAAAACCGAACAAUUUAAUUUCGAGACUGCAAAAAUUGGCUGAUAGCAUGGAGGGCUAUAAAAGAUCAUUGGAAUAUAUUCAAGAUUACAUAAAUAUUCAUGGAUUAAGGAUAUGGCAGAAACAGGUUUCAACUCUGAUUAAUGAAAACGUCGCUAAAGAAAUAAGUAUACGCAAGGGAGUAGCUUUGUAUGGACCAUCGGCAGGUUUUAUGGGAAGCCUUGCGAAACAAAUUUCCCAACUGACUGAUGCUAGAGUAAGCACGUACAUAAAUGUUUGUGCAGCUUGGUUUGACAUAAAAACCAAUUCUGAAGUAGUGAACACAAAAACAUUCUCCAAAUUGAAUGAAGCCAUAGGCGUGGUUGGUCUUCAUGGUCUGGAUACAUUGUACGGUCAUAUGAUCAAAAACCAGCUUCAGCAAAUACAACAUAUUCUUCGUACGAGUCAGGAGAAAACAACAUUGAUUAAUAAAAAUGUAGAUUUGAAAGAAAUAGAACAAGUAACUCUUAAAAAUUAUAAGACUUUUCAGCAGAUAGCAGAUAUUUUGCUAGCAGUGGGAAAUUUGCAGUUGUUAAGAAAACAUAUUGCGUACCAGUUAAAUACAACUUGUAAAUUUGAUUCCGCUCAUUUAGAGGCGUCUUUACGGACGAUGAAUGAAUGUUUAAUCAAUGAAUUGAAGAAAACUCAAAAUUUAGAAUCUAAUCCCAACUGCUUAGCGUUGAUGAGCGAGCUUGACCAAUAUUUAGUAAGGUGUGGACAAUUUAAACCUUUCGAAAAGAUUUACAUUAAAAAUCCACCAGAAUUUAAUAGUGUUUAUAUGGGCCACAUGAUAGCACUAGUUUUGAUUGCACAAUUGUCCAAACUGCAACUGUGUUUUACUUCAGGUGACUUAAUAACGAAGAAACCUGGUGAAAAUAUUGACGGAUAUCCAUUGAUCAUUGGCGCUUAUACAAUAUUGCGUCAAUCUAAAUCAGAACAUAUGGAUGAAUUUUUGGAUUAUUUGUGCAAAUAUGUAAAAGUGGUUACUCUUAACAGGAUAACAAUUUCGGAGAAUGGUUAUGAAGGGCCAUUAGUAACAAGACUUUUACAAGUAUUUUGUGAAACAUUUGGUUAUUCAUUCACAAAUUUGGAAGAUAAAUUGCCACUAGCAUUAUUAACUCAUUUACCCCAAAAGUAAUCAAAUAUGUAAUGUUUUCUGCAAAUCAUUUAUUUAUCAUGUAACUAUAAAGGACUUUUAUUGCAAUAUUUUAUUGAAUAAAACAUAUUUAUAUAAUCAAUAAA
Messenger RNA from Colias croceus (clouded yellow), 3551 nucleotides. RefSeq names its product WASH complex subunit 5 (gene Strump). Lineage: Eukaryota; Metazoa; Arthropoda; Insecta; Lepidoptera; Pieridae. Gene Ontology annotation, cellular component: WASH complex; endosome. The transcript is spliced from 11 exons. The coding region runs from base 91 to 3447 and encodes 1118 amino acids. The record is from RefSeq and is a predicted model, not a curated record. Gene Ontology annotation, biological process: endosome organization; actin filament polymerization; regulation of actin nucleation.